Ficedula albicollis (Collared flycatcher) is the source of this 4119-nucleotide messenger RNA. Its product is annotated as disks large homolog 2. Lineage: Eukaryota; Metazoa; Chordata; Aves; Passeriformes; Muscicapidae. The coding region runs from base 404 to 3124 and encodes 906 amino acids. Gene Ontology annotation, molecular function: kinase binding. The record is from RefSeq and is a predicted model, not a curated record. Gene Ontology annotation, biological process: chemical synaptic transmission. The transcript is spliced from 25 exons. Gene Ontology annotation, cellular component: postsynaptic density membrane; neuron projection; neuromuscular junction.
UAUACUGAAACAGCAGAUCAGAAUUGUGAAACCAGAGCUAGGGCUGAAAUGUGAUGCUUUUGCUCUUUUGUGCUUGUUGUGGUUCUCAUCUUCCCAUUUAGAGGGCUGCAUACCAUUCAACAGCAUAUUUUGAUCUCAGAUUGAACAAUGCAGCAAUCAAGCCUGAUAAGCCACCUGGAAGUUUUGCUUGAGACGAUUUCUAGUGGGUUUACUGAUCCCUGUGAACAUCAUGACUGCCUUUAGCAUUGUGGAGGAGGACUCGAGUUUCUUAUGAGGGCCCCACUUGGAAAAGCCGGCUGUGCAGAAUCAAGCCUCCGGUUCUGUUCAUGCUAUUCAAAAGCCUUUCCUCACCCUUGCUGAUUUAUUUUUAUGAUUUACAUACACUCCUGUGGAGAUUUACAGAAUGGAUUGUCUGUGCAUUGUCACGACCAAGCAGAGCCAUGGCAGAGGCCCACCUCACAAAUGCUCAGUCGAAACACCUGCCUGGAUACCCAUUCAGCACUCCACCAAAUAUCGUUAUCAAGAUGAGGAUGCUCCACAUGACCAUACUUUGCCUCGUUUAACCCACGAAGUGAGAGGCCCAGAGCUUGUUCAUGUGUCAGAGAAGAACUUGUCUCAAAUAGAGAAUGUCCAUGGAUACGUCUUACAGUCACACAUUUCUCCUUUGAAGGCGAGCCCUGCCCCUAUAAUUGUCAACACAGACACCUUGGACACAAUCCCUUAUGUCAAUGGAACAGAAAUUGAAUAUGAAUUUGAAGAAAUUACUUUGGAGAGGGGAAAUUCUGGCCUGGGGUUCAGUAUUGCUGGAGGAACAGAUAACCCACACAUUGGGGAUGAUCCUGGGAUAUUCAUUACUAAGAUUAUACCAGGAGGAGCUGCAGCUGAGGAUGGAAGACUCAGGGUCAACGAUUGCAUCUUGCGAGUGAACGAGGUUGACGUGUCGGAGGUGUCGCACAGCAAAGCCGUGGAGGCGCUGAAGGAGGCCGGCUCCAUCGUGCGCUUGUACGUCCGGCGAAGAAGACCUAUACUGGAGACCGUCGUGGAGAUCAAGCUCUUCAAAGGGCCGAAAGGUCUAGGAUUCAGUAUUGCAGGAGGGGUGGGAAACCAACACAUCCCUGGGGACAACAGCAUUUAUGUCACCAAGAUUAUUGAUGGGGGAGCUGCACAAAAAGAUGGGAGGUUGCAGGUUGGAGAUAGACUUCUUAUGGUAAAUAACUACAGUUUAGAGGAAGUUACCCAUGAAGAAGCAGUAGCAAUACUGAAGAACACAUCAGAUGUAGUGUAUCUGAAAGUUGGAAAGCCCACCACCAUUUACAUGACAGAUCCAUAUGGCCCACCAGAUAUUACUCACUCUUAUUCUCCACCAAUUGAAAAUCAUAUACUCUCUUCUGGGAACAAUGGCACUUUAGAGUACAAGGCAUCCCUGGCCCCUAUCUCACCAGGAAGAUACUCACCCAUUCCAAAGCACAUGCUUGUGGAGGACGACUACACCAGGCCUCCUGAACCUGUUUACAGCACUGUGAACAAACUGUGUGAUAAACCACCUUCUCCUAGGCACUAUUCCCCUGUCGAGUGUGACAAAAGCUUCCUUCUUUCAGCUCCCUACCCCCACUACCACGUAGGCCUGCUCCCUGACUCUGAGAUCACCAGUCACUCCCAGCACAGCACUGCAACGCGUCCACCCACAGUGAGCUUGCAGCGGACCAUUUCUGUGGAAGGAGAGCCUCGAAAAAUCAUCCUGCACAAGGGCUCCACAGGACUUGGUUUCAACAUUGUGGGAGGUGAAGACGGGGAAGGCAUUUUCGUGUCGUUCAUCCUGGCGGGCGGGCCAGCGGAUCUCAGCGGAGAGCUGCAGCGAGGAGAUCAGAUCUUAUCUGUGAACGGCAUUGAUCUCCGAGGCGCUACCCAUGAGCAGGCUGCGGCUGCGCUCAAGGGAGCGGGGCAGACCGUCACCAUCAUAGCACAGUACCAGCCAGAGGAGUACGCUCGAUUUGAGGCAAAAAUCCAUGACCUGCGUGAGCAGAUGAUGAAUCACAGCAUGAGUUCUGGGUCUGGCUCCCUGAGGACUAAUCAGAAGAGGUCACUGUAUGUCAGAGCCAUGUUUGACUAUGACAAGAGCAAAGACAGUGGCCUCCCAAGCCAAGGACUCAGUUUCAAGUAUGGAGACAUCCUUCACGUCAUCAACGCCUCAGAUGAUGAGUGGUGGCAGGCGAGGAGGGUCACUCUGGAGGGGGACAGUGAGGAGAUGGGAGUUAUACCCAGCAAGAGGAGAGUUGAAAGAAAGGAGCGUGCACGUUUGAAGACGGUGAAAUUCAACGCGAAACCCGGUGUAAUUGAUGCUAAAGGGUCAUUCAAUGACAAGCGUAAAAAGAACUUCAUCUUUUCACGAAAAUUCCCAUUCUACAAGAGCAAGGAGCAGAGUGAGCAGGAAACAAGUGAUCCAGAACAACAUGUUUCUUCUAAUGCCAGCGAUAGUGAAAGUAGCUACAGAGGCCAAGAGGACUUCAUCCUUUCUUAUGAACCUGUCACAAGACAGGAAAUUAAUUACACCAGGCCGGUUAUUAUUCUGGGUCCUAUGAAAGAUCGGAUCAACGAUGAUUUGAUAUCUGAGUUCCCUGAUAAGUUUGGGUCAUGUGUACCACAUACCACACGGCCGAAGCGUGACUAUGAAGUGGAUGGGAGAGAUUAUCAUUUUGUCAUUUCAAGAGAACAAAUGGAAAAAGAUAUCCAAGAGCACAAAUUUAUAGAAGCUGGGCAGUACAAUGAUAAUUUGUAUGGAACUAGUGUCCAGUCUGUGAGAUUUGUGGCAGAAAGGGGCAAGCACUGUAUACUUGAUGUGUCAGGAAAUGCUAUCAAACGACUACAAGUUGCACAACUCUAUCCCAUUGCUAUCUUCAUUAAGCCCAAAUCAUGGGAGCCUCUGAUGGAAAUGAAUAAACGUCUUACAGAGGAGCAAGCAAAGAAAACCUAUGAUCGAGCAAUUAAAUUAGAACAAGAAUUUGGAGAAUAUUUCACAGCUAUUGUCCAAGGAGAUAGCUUAGAAGAUAUAUAUAAUCAAUGCAAACUUGUAAUUGAAGAACAAUCUGGGCCUUUCAUCUGGAUUCCUUCGAAGGAAAAAUUAUAAAUUAGCCACUGCACCUCUGAUUACGACGGGAGAAUAUUUAGAAGAAAACUAUAAUAUACUAUUUGGAGGCUUUCCUGUUUUUGUUGCAUUUAUGUUCUUUGCAGUCAAUGUGAAUUUUGAUGAAUGUACAACACAAAGUGUUUGAAGCCAUGAAGGACACUGAUGGGUCAAAGGGUAGGAACAAAAAGACUUCUACCAUAUAAAGCAAAUCUGUUGUGUGCUCAGAGCACGAGUUGUAGGUAUAAACUUUUGACAUGGAGACCCUCUGUCAAGGGGAGCUAAGCCACCUCCUGUGCCCACGAGGACAUUUUGAUCAAUUUCAAUGGCUGAGCUCAGUGUGUCGAUUGCUUUAGAGAAGUUCCCAGCUCUUGAACCUCAUAGAGGGCUUGAUCCUGCAAGGCGCUCAGCACUUGACCCAGCUCCUACACAUGAGUAGCCUGUUGACUUGGAGUCCCCUGUCACCCUUCCCUAUGCCGUUCAGUCCCACCAGUUCCAGCAGGACUAUUCACGUGCUCAAAGCUAAGCACAGGCUUAAGCGUUUUUGCUAGAUCAGGGCCACACGCACCUUGCAAAAUCAAGCUCAGAGUAUUUGGUCCACUUCCUACUGAGGUCACUGUUAGGACACUCUGUGACCUGACUGGGAGGUGGGUCCCGUUCCAAGCUUGUCAUUGCACAUUUGUAGUUGGUACACCUCGACUUUGGUAACUAUGCACAUCUUUUGAUUUCUGAAACCAAGUCAAGCAUUUCUUUUUUUCCCCUUUGGAAGCACUAUUGCAUCAGGAACUACCAACAAUAAGGUUUAUUUUAAAGGUGUUCAGGGGUGGGAGAGGAUGGAAGCAUUUCACAUCACACACACGUGCACACAAACACAUUCCCAUGCGGACACACACACAUAUGAGGAUUCACAGCACCUAUGUCAACAAGGAGGGAUACAACUGGGAAAAGCUUUAAAAUUUUUGAUUGUCUAUUUUAUCAUUUAUAUUGAUAGAAGGCAC